AUGAGGGUCUCUGUGGCGUUAGGGGUCUGGACGCUCCUUGCUGCCUCGAUUUGGCCUUGUGCCGAGAGCAUGUAUGUGAAAGUAAGUUGUUCUAUGGACUGGGUGAUGAUCUCGGUUAGCCCGUGUGGGUACAGCAGCAAUCUGUAUAUAUUUGCUGAUGAAUUAUAUCUGGGAUCGGGUUGCCCUGUGACUCGGAUACAAACAUAUGCCUAUGAUUUUAUAUACCCUGUACAUGACUGUGGGAUCAGGAUAAAGGUUGUUUCAGAGGAUACUCUCCUUUUUCAAACAGAGAUGUACUUUAACCCUAGGAAUGUACAUUGUGACCGUCAGAAGAUCCCUUUGGAGUGUUCUGCCUCUAGGAAAUCAGUGUGGCUUACACCAGUUUCUACAGAAAAUGAAAUAAAAUUGGACCCCAGUCCCUUUAUUGCUGACUUUGAGACAACACCGGAAGAACUAGGCUUGCUAAGUUUAAGUCAGAUGGGUUUCCUCCUCAAGGAGGAAUAG
This is a messenger RNA of Ailuropoda melanoleuca (giant panda), 504 nucleotides long. RefSeq names its product oocyte-secreted protein 2. Lineage: Eukaryota; Metazoa; Chordata; Mammalia; Carnivora; Ursidae. The record is from RefSeq and is a predicted model, not a curated record. The coding region runs from base 1 to 504 and encodes 167 amino acids. The transcript has 4 exons.